Messenger RNA from Botrytis byssoidea, 633 nucleotides. RefSeq lists its product as uncharacterized. NCBI's taxonomy places the organism in Eukaryota, Fungi, Ascomycota, Leotiomycetes, Helotiales, Sclerotiniaceae. The transcript has 4 exons. Bases 1 to 633 code for a protein of 210 amino acids. The record is from RefSeq and is a predicted model, not a curated record.
AUGAAGUUCACCACUACUCUUACCAUUUAUGCUACAUUAGUUGUGACAGCGUUAGCGCACAGAAGAGAAUAUUCUGCACGCUGCUCAACCGACUCGAUCCUACCAUGUAUAUGUCCUGCCGGUACAGAUUACUGGGAAUCUUCUACAUGGUCUGUAGUUGGAGCCAGUGCAAUCGAUGUUAAGGGUCUUAUCAUGGAUUAUUAUAAGUCCGCCUGGCUCGGAGUCGUACCUUAUGAAACCCGUGGCCCGGAGAACAAGCCUGGUGUUUCCAUUCGCACUUCCUACCUACCAACAAAAGUUGGCACUUAUAGUAUCUCAGAGAAGUUAACAGACCUCAAGAUCGACUCUCGCGGAGGAUUCAUUGAAAAAUUCGAGCAACUUGCCUCCACCGUUCCCGUGGCGUACAAUUCUGGCAAUGGCUCUUUCGGUGGAUACUGGGUCACUUUGGAGAGUACUUAUAUUUUCAAAUAUGAAACCGCAAUAAGAUGGAGCAUCUAUGCCUGUGAGACAGGACACGCGAGGAAUUUCGCUGUUUUUCAUGAAAAUGCAUUAAAGAAUGUAAGCAGUGUUUUGGCAGCGCAGGGCAAAAUUAAGGGCAUAAAUAUACAGCCGUAUUCCGUUCAGAACUUCUAA